GGGCACAGGCCUGGGCGGGGCUGCAGUGGGCACAGCUCACACAGAGGAGAGAGUGUGCGGCGGGCACGCGAAAGGGAAAGGAAGGCGGCGGGCGCCCGGCCCCCGCAGGACGCGCCCAGACAUGCUGGGCGCUCCCAGGGUGGAGGUGGCGCCGGGCCCGCCCUUCCCGGCGUCCUAUAAGGGCCGGGGACCUGGCGGGCAGGCUCACACACCAUGAGGCUGCCUGGGAGACACAGGACCUUGCUGCUGGCCCUCGCGCUCUGCGCCCUCCUGGGUCUCGGGUGCCCGCUCAGCUGCGAGGUGUGCAGGGGCCCCGGGCACACGUGCAGCGGGAGGAUGAAGACUUGCGAGGCCGACAAGGACGCAUGUGUGGUGCUCGUGGGCGAGGCCAGCUCAAAGGGCCGGAAGUCACUGACCACGUUCAAGGCGUGCAUGAAGUUUAAGGACUGCUACUCGGGCUUCGUGUCCACCACCAUGACCCCCGGCGACUACAUGGUGUCCAACGCCCACUGCUGCCAGACGGACGGCUGCAACAGCGGCUCGGUACCCCCUCCCCUGAACAACCGAACUGAGAACGGCCUGACUUGCCCCUCCUGCCUCGCGCCCUUCCAUGAGACGUGCCCGGGCACCCAGACGGCCCGCUGCGUGGGCCCCGAGACACACUGCAUCUAUUUCGCUGGCAACGUGCAGGCUGGCAUCAUCAACACCAAGUUCGCCAUGAGGGGCUGCGCCACGCCCAGCGCCUGCCACACGCAGCCAGGAGCUGAGGUCCCCUCAGCCUACUAUCUCUACUUCCUGCGCAGGGCAGACUGUGACCGUGCCCUGUACCCCCUGGGCAGGGGAGAGUGAGCCCCACACUCCACGUCCUGGAAAUUAAAACAGAUGAACAAA
This is a messenger RNA of Meriones unguiculatus (Mongolian gerbil), 891 nucleotides long. It is a transcript of the gene Pinlyp, whose product is annotated as phospholipase A2 inhibitor and LY6/PLAUR domain containing. The record is from RefSeq and is a predicted model, not a curated record. The transcript is spliced from 6 exons. The coding region runs from base 214 to 849 and encodes 211 amino acids. Gene Ontology annotation, cellular component: extracellular region. Gene Ontology annotation, molecular function: phospholipase inhibitor activity. Lineage: Eukaryota; Metazoa; Chordata; Mammalia; Rodentia; Muridae.